Molecule: messenger RNA, 849 nt
Organism: Epithele typhae
Lineage: Eukaryota; Fungi; Basidiomycota; Agaricomycetes; Polyporales; Epitheliaceae
Product: Rtf2 RING-finger-domain-containing protein
Exons: 6
Coding region: 1-849 (282 amino acids)
Biological process (GO): mitotic DNA replication termination; site-specific DNA replication termination at RTS1 barrier
Cellular component (GO): nucleus
Source: RefSeq, a predicted model, not a curated record
AUGGGUAAUGAUGGAGGAAGCAUCCCGGACAGGCGAGAUCUCGUCAGGAGCAAGCCCAAAGCCGAGCAGGCAGACAGGGCCAACCAGGUCCGUGCAAUGUGGUUCUUCUGCGCGCUCUCAAAGCGUCCGCUCCAACAACCGAUCGUAUCAUGUCCACUGGGCAAGCUCUACAUCAAGGAUGCAAUACUGGAGUUCCUUCUAGAUCGAAAUCACUUCGGGGCGGAAGGCGAGAUCGUAUGUGGGCACAUCCGGUCCAUGAAGGACGUGAAAACGCUGAAACUCACCCCAAACGCCGCAAAGACGUCGAGCGCGGGCACGGCAGAGUCCGCUCACCAGCACGCGGCGUACGUCUGCCCACUGAACUUCAAGGAGAUGAACGGCGUGCAGCCGUUCGUCUACCUCGCUCCCUGCGGCUGCGUCUUCUCGCAGGCGGGCCUCCGCGCCAAGGAGAAGGAGAAGGCGGAGGUGCUGGACCUGUGCCCGAACUGCGGGACCAAGUACGCCAGGAGCGCGGACGUGGUGGUGCUGAACCCGGGGCCGGAGCUGGAGCUGGAGGUGCGCACGCGGAUGGAGGCGAAGCGGCUGCUGGAGCCGGCGAAGGGCAAGGGGAAGGGGAAGAAGCGGAAGGCAGAGGCGGCGGAGGCGGCGGAGGCGGAGCCCCCGGCAAAGAAAGCGACGAACCCGAGCAUCGCGGCGGCGAGCCGGGGGGUGACGCAGGAGCUGGCGAAGGAGGAGGCGAAGCGGAAGGCGGGGAUGAGCGAGGCGGUGAAGAGCCUGUACGCGUCCAAGGACGGGCCGCAGAGGAAGGAGACGUUCAUGACGAUGGGCACGUUCACGAGGUAUGCGUGA